Messenger RNA from Manihot esculenta (cassava), 617 nucleotides. RefSeq lists its product as uncharacterized. The transcript is spliced from 2 exons. The coding region runs from base 113 to 388 and encodes 91 amino acids. Lineage: Eukaryota; Viridiplantae; Streptophyta; Magnoliopsida; Malpighiales; Euphorbiaceae. The record is from RefSeq and is a predicted model, not a curated record.
CACAUAUUAUAUUAUAUGAAAUCACCUAAUCGAUUUGGGGGCUGAUUGGAAAACUUUUCGGGAUUUUCACUCUUAGUUUCUUCGUUUUGACAUUCUAGGGUUCUUUCAAAAGAUGGGAUUUAUCAUGGAAUUCGCUGAGAAUUUGAUUUUGAGGUUAAUGGAGGAUCCGAAGGAGAGGGAUCGCAAGUUCAGGGAGCACGUUUAUGCUGUAAAGGACCGAUGCAACAAGACGAAGGAGAUGUGGAGUUACCCUCUUCGCCCUUAUGGAUUCUGGACAUUCGAGCGCCACAAUUCUCAGCUCGCUUGGGAUGCUCAGAUUAGCCAGGUGCCGGGCCGGAGGGACCCCUAUGAUGACCUCCUCCAAGACAGCUAUGGCUCCCCUAAAUGAGCAUCGAGAGGGCUUAGUAACCGCUACCCAGUUUGAUAUGGAGAUUUCUUUUGAAGUAGAAUUGAAAGCUGCAUUGUUUGUAAUUUGUUUCCUGCAUAAUUUGUCAGCUGGUAUGUAAUAAUCUUGAAUAUUCCAGACUAGUUCACUUUUUUGAAUAAUCUGUCCAUUGUGACUUGUCUUGUGGAGUAAACCUGUGGUUUGGAGUAAAAUCUGUUAAGCGUGUAGACCA